GUACGCCUUUCUUCGUAAGAAGGGUUACCAAUCCUCUGUACUUUACCCAUCAGCCGCGUCAACAACCUCGUGCACCGCCACCAGAAGAGUCGACCUUCUCUCUCGCUUUUCAGUCAUCAGGAAUGCUUAUACGCGAAACUCCAUCGAGAUGGCCCAUACGAUCCUGGAGCUGGAUGUCAUGCGGUUCGGGACCAAGGAAAACAUCAUUAUCUACGUUGACGGAGUCCAGGCAGAGGAGAAGGAGUUCACUGCUCAGAUCCGCCAAGAAGCUCGGGAGAAGACCACUAAGCGAUGCAAAAAAAGUGUGGAUGAACUACAAAGAUGGAUCGAUAACAACCUCAAGAUAUCGAAUAUCUGUGAGGUUCUCAGUGUGUCCAGGAUCCAACUCACGGUCCUCGCUGUUGCCUCCAACAACGACUAUGAAAAAAUAUCUACUCUCUUGGACUGGCGACCAACUUUUCGAUUAUCAAGACGAUCAAGAAACAAGAUGUGCGACAGACGGUGAAUGCAUAUUUGGAAGACUCCAAGGUCGUUUUAAAGAACACAGACAACAGAACACUUGAACUUGCACUCAGAGUCUUUGUUAAUCUCCAACAGACGCCUGCCAGCGAUCCUCGCCCUUUGUCCAGCGUCUCGUCCUACAGUGAGCUUUACAAACGACUCAAGGAUCUUUGUGCCAUAUACCAGGAGAACAAGGAUUUUCGCGCACAACUGCAACCAAGUACUUGCAAGGAUCAGAUCAUCCGCCUCCGCUCCUUGCAGUCUUUCAUUCGAUAUAGGACAGUUGAGUCUCCAGCUAUGUUGAAGCCUGAUCUUGGGUCGCGCUUACCGCAGUCGCCAUCACCGCAACCAUCCUCAGCACAACCACAACAACCUGCACCGAAUCUGCAGAAUAAUCCUCCGACCACAUUACCGUCUCAGGAGUCAAACGGUCACCC
This is a messenger RNA of Gamsiella multidivaricata, 938 nucleotides long. RefSeq lists its product as uncharacterized. NCBI's taxonomy places the organism in Eukaryota, Fungi, Mortierellomycota, Mortierellomycetes, Mortierellales, Mortierellaceae. The record is from RefSeq and is a predicted model, not a curated record. The coding region runs from base 123 to 563 and encodes 146 amino acids. The transcript has 4 exons.